AUGUCGGAUCGCACCCAUCCGUCCUUCCCAACCGGUCCUCCCUCGCCCUCUUCACCCGCUGCUGGGUCUCUGAAAGAGAGUCUCCAGCUUCCCAUCUCCUCGGAACACAUUCCUCAAACUCCGACAUCCCCUCCGUUGAUGUCGGUCAGCGAUCAAAGCCAUGUCUCCAACUUUGCAUCCACCCAGGCAUCACCCAACCAGGCGAUUACCCACCCAAACACCUCUUCCCCUCCCUCAUCUACCCCGAUGUCUACACAGGUCUCCCAGCAGCCAACAAUGAGCACAACAAACUCAUUUCCCACCCCCGCAAGCAGUGUCAGUGGUCAUCUCGUGAAUGCGACGUCAGCGGAAGACGCCGAUCACAAACAUUUUAGCCCCGGAAUGAAGGACUCAAGGACCGUGGAGGGACAGCAGGUUACAGAACACACACGAACUGAUCACGACCGGCAACCACUUCAGAUCGGCCCUGAAGCUGGUGUGCGCGAUUUCGCCACCGGUCAGCAACCGACGGAUACAGAUGCCAUGGAUGUGGAUAAAGAAUCUGCGCCCCGGUUUGACCUCGGACUUGAUUCACUUCAGAAUGACUUCACUUCGGCUUUCCAUCUCUGCAAAAGCUCUCCCAUUGUGACUGGACCGGAUCCUUCGCUGGAUCUCAUCUCCCUCUAUGGGCUCAGCUCGGUUGCGCAUUCAGUCGCAAGAAUGGACCAUGUGACCGGAGAGAAGAUCAAUCGGUUGAGAAAGUCUUACGAAGGCAAAUUGAAGGGAUUAGGACUGGCAGGUCGCAACAAGCCCGUGAAACAAGAGCCUGGCAUGCCUGGCAGUUUACGGCAUCUCACAUUGUGGCCUGAGGAAGAAUGGCAGAACCAGAAAGUGUUUGGCAAGCAGAUCAAGGUGGCUGAUCUGGACUCGGCGCUUCACAGUCUUCAGACCAAGGCUAUGCAUAUGGAACCCGGCGCGGUACCCAACAAUGACUUCUGGGAGGAUGUGCUAGGCCAUGAAAAGCCCGUCAAGAACCAGGGUUCCGGUGAUACGGGCAAGAAGGCUGCACCCACUCCCGGAGGACGUCACACAGCUUAUGGGACCGUCUCAGCUACGACGCCGCACGAAAAUGAACGAGCUCGACCUAGUCGCGGCCGCAAGAGACACUAUGAUGACAAUAGCUUUGUCGGUUAUGGCGAAGGCUUUGCAGAUGACGAUGAUGACCCCGGAUUUUACUCCAAUGGCGAGGGAACUGGGAAAAAGAAACGGAAGAAGGAUCAUGUUUCCAAGGUUUCCACCCCCAUGUCCGAACGCGGCGGCAGUUACGGGGUUGGCAUGUUUGGAAUCGGCGCCAGAUAA
Messenger RNA from Penicillium pulvis, 1338 nucleotides. RefSeq lists its product as uncharacterized. NCBI's taxonomy places the organism in Eukaryota, Fungi, Ascomycota, Eurotiomycetes, Eurotiales, Aspergillaceae. The transcript is spliced from 3 exons. The record is from RefSeq and is a predicted model, not a curated record. Gene Ontology annotation, cellular component: mediator complex. Bases 1 to 1338 code for a protein of 445 amino acids. Gene Ontology annotation, molecular function: transcription coregulator activity. Gene Ontology annotation, biological process: regulation of transcription by RNA polymerase II.